GGCGUGCAACACUCUCAUUUUCUUGCUCUAAGACAGCCGUGCACCUCAAGAAGAAAACCCACCAAAGUUCUUCAUUUUUCUUUCAUCGAAUCUUCACUGAUCCUCCACCAAAUCACACCAAAAUUUCACCAUACAUAGCUAAUCACUUGGAGACUACACUAAGCUAAGAAAAAGGGGCUAUUUUCACAGUUUUCUUGGAGCAAGGAGGGACCGAAAAUUUCUGUUUUGCACACCAAGUGAAGUAGACGCUCAAGGGGAUCUUCAAGAGGAACUCGGAGCGGACGUCUAAACACUUGUUUGAGCGCUUACUCUCUUGUUUCAAUAGACGUCUCUCCUGCUCUCUGCAUAAAUAUGAGUGCCAAGACCUGCUCCAAUAAGCAUUUUAGAGGGAAAGGAAAUUCACCUCUGCGGCCUGAGCACUUCAAAACGUCAUCGUAUUUUGUCAAUCCGAAGCACCGAAAGAGAGAAAUGUCGAAGCGGGGAAAGAAGAAGGACGAGGACUACGCCUCCGAAGACGAAGAGCCCAAUAAGCGUCCCAAGAAAUCUUCCAAAGCCGACGAUUCCGAUGACGCUGCCGACGACAUUGUCGUCUGCGAGAUAUCGAAGAAUCGGAGGGUUUCUGUGAGGAACUGGCAAGGAAGAGUGGUUGUUGAUAUUCGGGAGUUUUACGUCAAAGAUGGCAAGCAACUCCCUGGCAAAAAAGGGAUAUCAUUGACCAUGGACCAGUGGAAUGUACUUCGUGAGCAUGUGGAUGAAAUUGACAAGGCAGUUGCUGAGAAUAGUUAGAUGGUCAGGCUUGGGAUUGUGUACUUUUGUUAAUAUGAAUCAACUGGAAUUUUGCAUGAAGAAGGGGCUGGAAGGAUGUAACUAGUGAUAACUCUACUUAGACAUGCUAACAUGUUAGCCUUAGUUUAGAGAAUGUAAAAAGAUAAAUCUGAUGCAGCUUUUGAGCUUGUUAUGUCUAUUAUCCAUGCAAUGUCUAUUUUGAGGUCAUUUGCCAAAGCA
Messenger RNA from Coffea arabica (coffee), 1005 nucleotides. NCBI's taxonomy places the organism in Eukaryota, Viridiplantae, Streptophyta, Magnoliopsida, Gentianales, Rubiaceae. The record is from RefSeq and is a predicted model, not a curated record.